Messenger RNA from Solea solea (common sole), 2509 nucleotides. RefSeq names its product acyl-CoA dehydrogenase long chain (gene acadl). The record is from RefSeq and is a predicted model, not a curated record. Lineage: Eukaryota; Metazoa; Chordata; Actinopteri; Pleuronectiformes; Soleidae. Bases 83 to 1402 code for a protein of 439 amino acids. Gene Ontology annotation, molecular function: long-chain fatty acyl-CoA dehydrogenase activity; flavin adenine dinucleotide binding. The transcript has 11 exons. Gene Ontology annotation, biological process: long-chain fatty acid catabolic process.
GGAAGUUUGUUCCAACUUUACUUGAGUGGGUCCACUUCUUCGAGAUCUCCUGCUCUUCCUAUCUCGAGUUGUAUUUACCAAGAUGUUUUCUCCUCCUAAUGUGGUCAGGUCUGCUCUCCUGACUUUGAGAAAUGUGUCCGGCCGAGGUCAUGUGCUGUCCGCAGCCGCUGCCAGUCGAUCACAACACUCGGGUCAGUCUGCCCCUUCACAUCGUCCGGAGACGUCCAGUGCCAAGACACUAAUGGACAUCGGGACCCGACGGAUCUUGAACGAGGACCACGACCUCUUCAGACAAAAUGUCCGCCGCUUUUUUCAAGAGGAAGUAGUACCUUACCACAGCGAGUGGGAGAAGGCGGGCCAGGUAAGCAGGGAGGUGUGGGAGAAGGCUGGCGAGCAAGGCCUGCUGGGAAUCAUGGUACCAGAGGAGCAUGGUGGCAUAGGAGGAGACCUAUUUUCUGCUGCUGUCGUGUGGGAGGAGCAAAUGUACUGCAACUGCUCAGGCCCGGGAUUCGCCUUGCACUCCGACAUUAUUUUACCUUACAUCGUCAACUACGGGACCAAGGAGCAGACUGAACGCUUCAUCCCUAAGAUUACUGCUGGGAAAAGCAUUCUUGCUAUAGCGAUGACGGAGCCUGGAGCAGGCAGUGAUCUUCAAGGUGUGAAGACGUACGCCAAGAAGGAUGGCAGUGACUGGAUUCUCAAUGGCAACAAGGUGUUCAUCUCGAACGGCUGGAUGUCAGACGUGGUGGUGGUCGUGGCCGUGACCAACCGCGAGGCGAAGACGGCGGCGCAUGGCAUCAGUCUCUUCCUCGUGGAGGAUGGAAUGAAGGGCUUCCAUAAAGGACGUAAACUGGAUAAGAUCGGUCUGAAGGCACAGGACACAGCCGAGCUGUUCUUUGAGGAUGUGCGUCUCCCAGCUGAUGCCAUCUUGGGUGAAGUCAACAAGGGUUUCUACUACCUCAUGAAUGAACUGCCUCAGGAGCGCUUGGUAAUCGCUGACAUGGCCAUAGCGAGCUGCGAGUUCAUGUUCGAGGAAACCAGGAACUAUGUGACGCAAAGGAAGGCUUUCGGCAAGACGGUCGCUCACCUACAGACUGUGCAGCACAAGCUGGCAGAGUUGAAAACUGAGAUCUGCGUGGGCCGAGCGUUUCUCGACAACUGCCUUCAGCUCCACUCUCAGAAACGCCUCGAUGCCUCCACGGCUUCCAUGGCCAAGUACUGGGCAACUGACCUUCAGAACAAAGUGGCCACUCAGUGCCUGCAGCUCCAUGGAGGCUGGGGUUACAUGUGGGAAUACCCCAUCGCCAGGGCUUUUGUCGACUCGCGUAUUCAGCCCAUCUAUGGAGGCACCAACGAGAUCAUGAAGGAGCUGAUUGCGCGCAGCAUUGUCAGACAAACCUGAGACGUUUAUAGCUUGUUUUUGCCGGGAUGCGCGGCAGGUGGGUCGGAUAGGCAGGCCGAUUUUAACACUGUGAUUAAUUGGUGAGAAUGAGAAGUGAAACUUGUCAGUAGAAUGCGGUUUGACUCAUUUUUAAUAAAUUCAGGGGGCAGUUUUGCAGCUAAUCAUGUUAGCAAACAACUAUGAUUUUGUUGUGUACUAACAAUGCUCUGUAAUUUUCUUUUAAAAUAUGUCCUGUAAUGCACUUUAAAAGGCUAUAUAAAAAAAAAAGUUUUGUUAUUAAUAUUAUAUACAAUAAAUAUACACAGUCAAGGCAUCAACAUUGAGAGCCUAGAUUGUCUCUGUAACAGUGACUGAACAGCAUCAGUUAGAAGCUAAAUGCCAACACAAACCAAACUAAAAGCUGCUUUACAAUUUUAUCCCAACAUAAGAAAAAUGUAUAUGUUGCAGUGUUCAUAGUUUGAUUCCUCUUGCUGCAUUGUGUUAUUUCAACCAGUAGAUGGCAGUAUAUGUUUACAUUUAGAGGAAUAACAACUUGAACAGGCAUCCAACACAUGCACCGGGCACCUAUAAAAUGUUCACCUUUAUUUUUAUCAUUUAUUUUUCACAUUUUCCUUUUUUAGAUUUAAAUCAUUCAACAUACAUUACUGGUACAUUGCAGUUGGGCCUUUGGGAGUCCUUUAACAGCGCAAGUCCUUCAGUGUCUGCCUAUUUGACGAUGAUUUAAAGCUGUGUCUGUGGUUUCUUCUGUUUUGUACAAUAUAAUAUGACCCCAUCUCUGUAUAAUCACCGAUCAAUAAUCAAGUCCAAAAUUUAUUCCACAAUUUUGUGAACAUAAACUGGCAAAAACACUGAAAUAGUCCAAUAUAUUGUCAAAUUAUAAAUCCCACAGCUGGGAUUUCAGAAGAAAAAAUUUAACUUAGGGGGGGAAAUGACAUCCGAUGAUCCGAUGUGGGCAUACGCUGGUAAUGUAAAGAACUGCACACAGUGACUUCUUUUUUUCAUGCCUGAGCCUAUUUCUGUUCAUGUUGAUGUGUUGUUCUCCUGCAAAGAGAAAAUUAAAUAAAAACAUGACAAGGAAAAAAAAAAUACAUUUGAAUAGUGAACCUA